UUGAGACCUGAGAGCAGGGCGUCCCGUCACGUGACCACACACCGCCCUGCGCGCCGCGUCACGUGACCACAGACCGCGCUACGCGCCGCGGAGGAGAGGGAAGAUGGCGGAGCGCGAAGGCGGCGGAGUGGACCUGGAGUGGAGCAGCCGGGCCUCAGACAGCACGGAUGACAUUCUGGUGGCCAUGGAGACCCUGUUGGCCACGUUGAGGGCCUUUGAAGAUGUCCUCCGGCAUCAGGAGAUAUCUGCAACGUCUUCCUCUGAAUACUGCGACAACUUCUGCCAGGCCCUGAUGCACUACGCGGGCAGCAGGAACUCUGUGGAGCACGGCUUUCCUCUGCUGGAGGUCUACUGCCUCUCCAUCAGCUGCUUUGCGUCGGCGCGGUCCCACCUCACGGCGCAGUCCGACGGCGUGGCUCUGGUUCUCAAGAGACUGGCCUUGAGCUGUUUUGAACUGUUGCUCACUGUUCCUGAAAAUGAAAUCCCCUACGAAGCCUGGGUUCAGUUUCACAACUCGGUUCAGGUCGCCCAUGAGAUUCUGCAGCAGUUUGGGAACAUGGACCUCCAGGCCCUUCUGCAGAUAACGGGCGAGGGCGGAGCCUGGAGCAACCCCGUCCUGACCGCCCUGCUCACCGGCCAGCCCACCGCUCCUCAGGAUGUCAAUGCAUACAUCGGCUUGGAGGGGGAGGGCUUCAUGGAGAUGCGUGUGAAGCACCUGGAGAAGAUUGGUGAGAACGCCAAGGCAGUCGUCUUAGCCAAGUCCUGCAGUGACUGCUGCCAUGUGUCAAAUCAAGCCAUCUUCCGACACUGCUUCGUGUCGCUGCUGUGCAUGCUGCUGCCCAACGAGGAGGCUAUCACAGAGAUAUCCAAACUUCAGUGUAAGGAAGUCUUGGAGAUCACAUCCAACCUGGAGAAGGAGGGUGAUGCUGACAAAGCUUUCGUCUUGUGUACUACCUUUCUGACCCAGCAUCUUCAGCAGCAAAGCCACUCCAGCUCCUGGGAGCUGAUACUGCUGUGGAGUAAGCAACAGAGAAAGAUUGAUCCUCCUCCAGAGUCCCUCUUAGAACGAUGCCUUCAGCUCGGGGCCAUCGCUAACACUGUUCAGCACCUGCUCUACCUGAUCAGGGUCAUCCGAACAGAGACCAAAGAGCUUGGAUUAGCCUCGUCGGUGGAGCUCUGUGUCAAAGCUCUUCAGCUUCCAAAGCAGGACGACUCUGAGUCCAGGAUCUCUGUUCUGAAGACGGUGUCCGGCCUUCUAAAGGACGACCUGGAGGUGGUGCGCGCCUGCCUCCUCACAGAGUUCCUCCUCGGCCCCCUCCCGGAGGUCUUCAGUCGCCUGCAGGAGCUUCACCUGCGCCCGGAUCAGAAGUAUGACCAGGAGAACGGGCUGAUCCCCAACUCCCUGCGCUGUGAGCUGCUGCUGGCGCUGAAGGCCUACUGGCCGUUUGACCCAGAGUUCUGGGACUGGAAGACUCUGAGGCGUCACUGCAGCGGGAUUCUGGGGCUGAGUCCAGAGGAGGAGGAGGAGGAGGAGGAAGAGAAGCAUGAGAUGGUGAAACAUGUAGCACAAGAGGAAGAGUCUGUGCGUGUGGCGUCUUGUGAGCAGCACUGUUCAAACGGUGGUGCAGAGAGACGCGGAGACAAGGGGACUCAUGGUGUGACGGGACGUCAUAAAAAAAAUAAGCUACUCUGUAAAAUUUGCAAAAAGUCUGUGAGCGGGGGACAAAUGAUUGUCCACUCUAGGAGACACGGGGACGACACGAGCCACCCCUGCCCCGUGUGCAUGAGGGCCUUUGACAACAGGAAGGAUAUUGUUUCUCACAUUAAACAACACAUUCGUAGCUUCGCAAACUCUCGUAAAAAGCUUGAGAAAGACAAGUGGCCACAGGUGUCGGAUGGGGACGAUGACAUUGAACCAGGCGAAAUAAAAGCUGAUCCUUCCUUACUUAGCUAUUACAAGUCCACAAAAGACCCUGAUGUUUUACACCAUAUUGUGCAACAAUCCAAGGACGAGGAUGAACUCAUCACAUUCGCUUACAUUGACUCGCACUUCGAGCUCCAGAACCGAGAUGAAUAUCCAUGUCCGGGCACCAACUGUUUAAAAAACUUUAAACACUCAAAGUACCUCUAUGUCCACCUGAAAUCCGACCAUCGAGGGGACGAGAACGUGAAACACUUUCAUGAGAUGAGGGACAGGCGCGAGAAGUGCAUUUUCUGUCGCCGCCAUUUUGUAUCCAAUUAUCAUCACCGCAAGCAUCGGAAAAUCCAUUAUAACGAGCAUCCAUACAUGUGCACUGUCAUCAGCUGUGGGACUCAGUUUAAGACUUCCCAUGAGUUGGCCGACCACAAACACUCUCACGGCUAUCAGCUGAACUUCCAGUGCCAGCUGAAGGGCUGCUACGUCACCUUCUCUGACCUCGGCCAGCUCUAUCACCAUGAGGCGCAGCACUUCAGAGAGGCAGCCUUCACCUGCACAAGCCCUGAAUGUAAGAAAUAUUACUUAUCGAAAAAGGAAUUCAAUGACCAUUUAUCCACGCAUGGUAUCACCUUCUCUGAGAAAGACUUUGAAACUCAGCGCAAAGCUAAAAGGGAACUCUUUGCUAGAGGGGAUAAAGACACUUCCAAGGGGUUGGAGCAGGAGGAGGAGGAGGAUGGUGGUGGCUCCUCCUCUUCACAGUGUGCCUCCUCGUGGGAUGCGUCAAGCUGCAAGGGGCCCAGGGGUACCAUAACCUCUGUGGCUGUAUGUUUUGAUGGAAGUAAGUUCACCUGUGGGUUUGAAAGGUGUGGCAUGACCUUCUCUAGAGCCCGGGAUGUCCAACGGCACUUUAAAUGUGCCCAUCCAGAGCACCUCAAGUUGGAGAACAAGGAUGACCACCAUGACAAAGAGCGGGACUCGAAGUCCAAAAGCCUGAAGGUGGAGACCAAGCAGACAAACGAGCAGAAGGGAAAACGUGAGCCCUCCUCUCCACUUCCACUCAAAGCUGAGAAGGAAAAUAAUAAAUCAUCCCAGCUGAAUUGCAGUGAAACCAACUCAACCAGCCCUUGCCAAAAUGAUGCUCUGAAAGACAUCCUCCUCGGGCUCAGCAAACUGGACCUAAACUCGGUUGGCAGCUACGAUGGGCCGCUUGAACCCGCCAACGUGUUGCAUUUGUCCUACUGCAAGGCCAUCAUGGCCCGGUCCCCAGUGGUCGUACUUCAGAAGAGACCUCCACACAUGUUUGGGGAUAGGGUGAAAGUCAAAAGAGGGAGGGCAACAGAGGAGGUUAAUUUAAAUGUUGGGGAAUCGUUGGCAACUGCAAAGCCAUAUGUAUGUAAGAUAUAUGGAUGUGACUUCAGAACUGCACAGAGCUUCAGUUUGUUACGUCACCAUGUUAUCAUCCACAGCUACACCAUGGAACAGGCGAAGAGGUUCACUUCUAUAGACUCUUUUAAGCCCUUUUUGUGCCAGAUUUGCUCAAAAGGUCACAAAGAGAAAAUCAAUCUGAGGCUCCACUAUAUUCAGGCACACGACCUCAGUAAGGCUGCCAUAGAGAAGAUAAACUGUACGUCCAUUAAGCAUGUGAAGAGCAGGGCAGGAGAAACCUCCCAACAGCUGAAAGACGUUCCUCAGGUGAGGAAGAGGCCGGCGCUCAGCUGGCAGCAGAGAUACCAGAAGCGGAAAAAAGCGGUCGUGUUGCGAAGGGAGCCUAGAAAAGAGGUCGUCUUUGACAUCCAUCCAUCUGCAUCGGAGGAGGAAGAGGAGGUAGAGGAAGAGACGGAGCAAGCAAACGGAACAAGCAACAAUACGAGUGAGCGGAAGGAAGAAGAACACGACGGUUCUUCACAGGUUAGGACAACAAGACGCCACAAUGCCAAAAGUAAUCUCUGCUACAUCUUAACUAAAUUCAACAAGCCUUUCCAUUGUGUGGUGAAGGACUGUAACUCCGCCUUCUCGACCCAGGGGGGUCUGGUCCGUCACUUGCAGCUCUUCCACCACUACAACCGCUCCCAGCUCGUCCUGGACAAAGACCCCGACCCCGCGGGGCACGCAGACGUGAAGAAAGACGCCGUAAAGAACGAGCCUCUCUCACACUCGGAUGAACCUCAGCCCCAGUUCCAGUGCCGCUUCGCUAACUGCCAGGCUUCCUACCACCUAAAGAGCAGCCUGGUGCGCCAUACUCAGCAGCAACACUGCCAGCCCCCGGAGCCGCUCCAGUGUUCCUAUGAGGGCUGCGCCCGCGUGUUCAGCCACGCCAGCUCUCUGAAGAAACACAUCCUCUAUACCCACUGCGAAUACUAUGAUUCUCUUGUGUUGCGUCUACAGAGCACUCACAAAAAACCUCUGGUCGGAUGCCAAAAGGACAGCCUUGACGGCAACAAAGAAGAGCCGCAAGAAGAGACCCCCGUUUCGGAGCUGGUUACCCCCAUUUCUGAACUAGUGACCCCCGUUUCAGAACUAGUGACCCCUGUUUCUGAGCUGGUGACCUCCCUUCCUGAGCUAGUGAAACCUGAUUCUGAGCUUGUGACACCUGUUUUUGAACCAGUGCCACCCGUCUCGGAGCUAGUGCCGCCUGUGUCCGCCCUUAUGCCACUCGCUGUGUUGACAGAAGAAGCCGCGCCUUCUGGGGGCACGGAGGACGAACCGAUCAAACCGACUAGAAAGAGGAAGACGAGGAGGUUCCAACCGGACACUAUGCGACCCCAAGAUGAGGCAUUACAGAUGUGCCAACCUAAGCACCUGAGGAGUCAUUACCCUUGCAUGAUUCGGAACUGCGAUUCGGUCGUCAAAUACCUGAACAGCCUUCAUCGUCAUUACUUCAGGGUGCACCACAUCCGUAAAACGGAUGUGGAGAAGCAUGGAGACGAGCUUUUGCUCACCUUUGAACGGCUGGAAGAUCUAACUGGGAGGAAGUGUGCACUGCCCCCUGUGGCUGCAGCGUGCACUUCUAACGGCGUCCACAGGAUGGAGUACCAGGCGGAGCAGCAGGGCCCUCAUGUGCCUGUGAGCCUGAACUUCAUCAAAUCAGAAACGCUGGAUGACCUAGACCCCAAUCUGCUGGAGCCGUCCCCCGGUGAGAGGAACGUCCUCCUGAGGGCCGAUGACUUCUUGUACACGGAGCCCGGCCCCGGGGGGCCAAAGGAAGAGCCGGCCCUGGAGAUGCAGAACGGUAACGCUAGCGAGGAGAGAUCCAAGCAUCAGACCACACUUCCUCUGACUCCUGUGGUCACGGUGAAUCUCUCGCCGCCCUCCUCGCUGCGUUUUGCUAGUGACGAGGGCCUCCAAGAUUCCUCUUGCAGCAAAGACGGCACUAAAUCAAUGAAUGAAUCUGUGGCCAAUCCAGCGGUCCGUCUGCCACUGAAGAGGAAGAACGAACUCUCUGAGCCGUGUAACCUCCCCGAACCCCUAACCCACCUCUCCUACAAAACUUUCGACAUUGGCACCUAUACCCCCUUGGGCUUCGAGUCGUCCUUCCUGAGGUUCAUACAAGAAGCGGACGGCAUGGAGGACGAGUUGUCCCCCAUAAAACGUAAAGACGCUUUAAGGAGGAGUUGUUCUGUGAAGGAGAACAACCAGCUGGGCGUGGCUCUGACACGCAGCAGACGCACGCGCUCCCCGCCCCUGAAGCCGCAGGCCCCGGCGGAGGGCCUGACUGCGGAGGGCCUGAUGACUGAGGAGGUGAUGACGGAGCACCAGCUGAAGUCCAUCCUGGACCGGGCCCUGGCCAGCUGUGGGGGUCCUGCCCUCGAGCAGCUCCAGUACCUCCGGCCGGUGGUGGUCCUGGAUAGACGCCUGUUGUCUGCCUCCAGCCCCUUGCCUGAUCUCAUGACCCCUGAUGCUAACAACUAGCUAGUCUCAAACUAGUCCCCCCCCCCCACCCCCUGCAUCAUCGAGCCCUUAUUGUCCAACUGUUUUUAUUUUACACACACUAACAUUCUUUUCUAGAUAUGUUGAAUGCAGGUGGUAGAAUGUGUACUGCCUAGCUAGGUCUAAAGAGUAUUACUUAAAAACAAAAAAGUGGCUUUUUAUUCAGAUUUUUCACCAUAGAAAAUACGCUUCCUUUGUUGACCCAUGAAAUUGUCCAAAGUGUAUAUAUCAUGAAGAUGGGCUUUUAACAAAUGUAGGAGCUAAUCAUACAAUUUGGUCAGUUGACUUUAUUUUGCUGAAUAUAAAAAGUACAGUCUGGUUUUUAUCAACAGUGUUUGGGUGCUGGGCUGAUGACAGACAUGUAACACUUUGUAAUAAAUAAAUGUUUGAAAUGUCAUUCUUGUGUCACUCAAAUGGAUUGGGCAUCACGGUUUGCAAUACAUUUUUUUUAUAGUCAAUAUUACUUUAAUACGGUAGAAUUAUUCAGUGUUUUAAUUAAAAGAUGAAUGUACAAUUUUCUCUUUCUAAAAA
Gadus chalcogrammus (walleye pollock) is the source of this 6376-nucleotide messenger RNA. RefSeq names its product RLF zinc finger (gene rlf). Gene Ontology annotation, biological process: regulation of transcription by RNA polymerase II. Bases 104 to 5827 code for a protein of 1907 amino acids. Lineage: Eukaryota; Metazoa; Chordata; Actinopteri; Gadiformes; Gadidae. The transcript has 8 exons. Gene Ontology annotation, cellular component: nucleus. Gene Ontology annotation, molecular function: DNA binding; DNA-binding transcription factor activity, RNA polymerase II-specific. The record is from RefSeq and is a predicted model, not a curated record.